Dothidotthia symphoricarpi CBS 119687 is the source of this 2319-nucleotide messenger RNA. RefSeq lists its product as uncharacterized. Gene Ontology annotation, biological process: endoplasmic reticulum unfolded protein response. The record is from RefSeq and is a predicted model, not a curated record. Bases 1 to 2319 code for a protein of 772 amino acids. The transcript has 2 exons. Lineage: Eukaryota; Fungi; Ascomycota; Dothideomycetes; Pleosporales; Dothidotthiaceae. Gene Ontology annotation, molecular function: protein binding.
AUGGCCGACGAGCCCGCAACCCUCAACCUGCGCAUCCUCUCGCCGUCCGAUGAAGUCGAGGGCGGCGUCACCUUUGCGGAGCUGCCCACGUCGACAACCGUCAAGCAGCUCCGCGAGCGCAUACAGGAUGCCGUGCCCUCCAGACCGGCCCCCGAGCGCAUGCGCCUGAUCUAUAGGGGACGCGUCGUGGCUAAUGAUGGCGACACGCUGGGGGACGUGUUUGGCGCGGGCAAUAUCCGCGACAUGAAGGACCAGAGUCUGCACCUGGUGCUACGAGAGCUGCCCGCGACUGCCUCCACGCCUGCCCCGCGCACCGCGACCGCCCCGCCGAACCCGUUCCGCCCACCACCCGCCGCGAGCCCGCCCCUCCAGACGAACCCUUUUCGAACCCUGCCCCAGCCUCGACCCGCCUCGCAACCACCCCUGCCACAGCCGCACCACCACCAUGCCCACCCACACGUCCACCACCACCACCACCUGCCCGGGCCCGUGAACGCCUUUACCAUCCCCGCCCUCCCGCAGAUGCAGCAGCACAUCGCCCAGGCCAUGGCCCAGAACGGACAUCCCAUGCCGCCCCUCCCUACUCCUGGACCUGGCUCUCCUCCGCAGAUGCCUCCCAAUGCCCCGCCUGCGUUCCCCUCCAGCGGCAGGACAGUGCGACAGGAGGGGGUUGGGCCCAACGGGGAACGAUGGUCUGUCACGUACAACUCCACCGCCAACAUGCCCAUGCUUCCACAGCACCCUCUGCUCGCACGCCCCUUUGCCCCGCCACCACCUCGUCCGACAGGCGCCCCAACCCCCAGUGGAGGCGGAGUCAUGUCGCCGUUGAGAGCACAGUUGCAAGCAGCGCGGCAGGAGCUGGACAACGUUAGAGUGUUGUUACAAAGUCCCAGCGGAGUGGCAGGGCAGACUGAGUCCGGCUCGUCACCGGGCAUGCCUGUGUGGCGUAACGACCGCCUUCUCCAACAUCUCCAAAACACGGAGAGACUUCUGGUUCCAGUCGAGCGGGGAUUGGCGCUCUUCAUAGGCAACCCCACCAUGGCGCCCCACGCAGAUGUGCUCGCUCUCCGCCAGCUUCUGAAUGAACUGCGCAGUGAGGCGGAUGUCUUGAGCUCCAUGGCCGGCCGCCAACAGGAGUCAAGUCAGCCCACCGCCACCCAGACUUCUUCGAGCGGGUCAGUGGACGCAUCUGCCUCUUCAACUGCAAAUACAACUGCAGCACCGCCAUCGAGUUCUUCCCAGAUGCAGAACACUACGCCAGACAUGCCAUCAGACGCCGCUCCAGAGCUCUUCAUCCUCUCCAGCCCACAAGGCCCGGUUGGCGUGCUGUUUAACCAACAGGGUACAUAUACGACAGCACCUAUGGCAUCGACCAUGUCGUUUCAGUCGUUUACAGAUCAGUUCAAUCGAAACAGGCUGCUCAUCGCCGGACUAGGACAGCAGAUGGCUUCCAGCUCCAGUCAAUCACACAACCACCUGGCUAGUCGUCAACACACGCCCACACAGCAACCCACGACGGGAGAGGCCGCGCAGCAACCUUCGAACCAGCCCCAGCCUGCGCAGAACCAGCAACAGGAUCAGAAUGUGAAUCAGAACGCGAAUCAAAAUGCCAACCAGGUUAACGUGGUAAAUCAAAAUCGAAAUCAGAAUGUCGUCGAGAUUGACGAAAACGCAAACGCCCAAGGAAACAUCGCAGCACACCUGUGGCUCCUCUUCAAGCUGGGCUGUUUUGUCUAUAUCUUCGCUGGCGGCGGCAGCUGGUACAGACCCAUCAUGCUCGGCAUCGUCGCCGCCAUCGUGUAUUUCGUCCAGCUCGGCAUCUUCGAAGAGCAGGUCAACAUGGUCCGACAGCACUUUGAAGCGAUGCUCCCGGCCGGUGCACUCGCUGAGCGGGUUGCUCGAGGACGCGCGAACCCUCCACCCCAGCGCGUGGAACCAGCCCGCAAUGUAACGCCCCACGAAGCAGCUCAGAGAUUGUUACGACAACAGAGGGAACAGCCGAUCAACUGGGCGAGGGACAGUCUGCGCGCUGUGGAACGAUCUGUCACGCUUUUCCUCGCAAGUCUGUGGCCUGGGCUUGGAGAGAGGAUCAUACGCGCUGAGGAGGAGAGGGUGAGGGCUGAGAGGGAGGCAGAGGAGGAGCGGGUGCGGUUGGAGGAGGAGGCGAGGACUCGCGAAGCGGACGCAAAGAAGAGUGAGAGUGAAGCGAAGGAGAAGGAUGAGGGAGAUGUCGCGGGGCCCAGCUCGAAUGCAAAGGGCAAGGAGAGGGCUGUGGUUGACGAGGAUGAAGCGUUGGAUAACGCGCAGGCGUUGGAUUGA